Messenger RNA from Diospyros lotus (date-plum), 1985 nucleotides. RefSeq names its product probable indole-3-acetic acid-amido synthetase GH3.1. Lineage: Eukaryota; Viridiplantae; Streptophyta; Magnoliopsida; Ericales; Ebenaceae. The record is from RefSeq and is a predicted model, not a curated record. Gene Ontology annotation, molecular function: acid-amino acid ligase activity. The transcript is spliced from 3 exons. The coding region runs from base 99 to 1895 and encodes 598 amino acids. Gene Ontology annotation, cellular component: cytoplasm.
UGUCGUCACGCCAUUCUUGAUUCACCAUUCACCGCUCUCUCGCUCUCUCUCUCUCCGUGACUCAGAAUCUCUGAUAACCGAACUGUUCUGUGCCUGCAAUGGCUGUGGACUCUGUGUUAUCGUCGCCGUUGGGGCCACCGGCGUGCGAGAAGGACGCGAAGGCGCUGUGGUUCAUCGAGGAGAUGACGAGAAAUGCCGAUUCUGUUCAGGAGAGGGUUUUGGAGGAGAUACUGAGCCGGAACGCGGAGACCGAGUAUCUCCGCCGCUUCAACCUCGCCGGAGCCACCGAUCGGGAGACAUUCAAAUCCAAAAUGCCGGUGGUCACUUACGACGAUCUUCAGCCAGAUAUCCAGCGGAUUGCCAAUGGUGACCGUUCCGAGAUCCUCUCCGCUCAUCCUAUCUCUGAAUUCCUCACCAGCUCUGGAACGUCAGCCGGCGAAAGGAAACUCAUGCCGACGAUUAAGGAAGAGCUCGUUCGUCGGCAGUUGCUGUAUAGUCUUCUCAUGCCUGUGAUGAACCUGUAUGUCCCGGGCUUGGACAAAGGAAAGGGCCUUUAUUUCUUGUUUGUGAAGGCAGAAACGAAGACCCCGGGCGGGCUUUUGGCCCGCCCCGUUCUGACAAGCUACUACAAAAGCGACCACUUUAAGACCCGACCCUACGACCCGUACAACGUGUACACGAGCCCGAACGAAGCAAUCCUCUGCCCGGACUCAUUCCAGAGCAUGUACACGCAGAUGCUCUGCGGCCUUCUGGACCGCCUCCAAGUCCUCCGAGUCGGCGCCGUGUUCGCCUCAGGCCUCCUCCGGGCCAUCAGGUUCCUCCAGCUUAACUGGCCCCAACUCACUCAGGAUAUCCGAACCGGAACACUUAACCAGAAAGUCAUCGACCCGUCACUCCGGGAAUGCAUGGGCCGGAUAAUUAAACCCGACCCGGAACUCGCGGACUUUCUCGUUGAAGAAUGCUCGAAGGAGAACUGGGAAGGAAUUAUCGUAAGGAUUUGGCCUAAUACCAAGUACUUGGACGUGAUCGUCACCGGAGCAAUGGCUCAGUACAUUCCGACACUAGACUAUUACAGCUCCGGCUUGCCGCUGGCCUGCACCAUGUAUGCUUCGUCGGAGUGCUAUUUCGGGCUCAAUCUCAACCCCAUGUGCAAACCGUCCAAAGUCUCUUACACCAUCAUGCCAAACAUGGCUUACUUCGAGUUCCUCCCCCACGAGCCCAACACGGCCGGGUUGACCCGCGGGUCGCCUCCCAGACUCGUUGACCUCGCAGACGUGGAGGUCGGGAAAGAAUACGAGCUCGUGAUCACCACCUACGCCGGGCUGUGCCGCUACCGAGUCGGCGACAUCCUCCGAGUCACAGGGUUCCACAACUCUGCCCCACAGUUCAGCUUCGUGAGGCGGAAGAACGUGCUGCUGAGCAUCGACUCGGACAAGACCGACGAGGCCGAGUUGCAGAAGGCAGUGGACGAAGCGUCCAAGCUCCUGCGUGAGUUCAACUCUAGCGUGGUGGAAUACACGAGUUACGCCGAGACGAAGAGCAUUCCGGGCCACUACGUCAUCUACUGGGAGCUGCUGGUGAAGGAACCGGCCAACUCGCCGGGCGACGAGGUGCUGAGUCGGUGCUGCCUGGCCAUGGAGGAAUCCCUGAACUCAGUGUACCGGCAAGGCCGAGUCGCCGAUAACUCCAUCGGGCCGCUGGAAAUACGCGUGGUGAAGAGCGGAACGUUCGAGGAGCUGAUGGAUUACGCCAUCUCGAGGGGCGCGUCCAUCAACCAAUACAAGGUGCCGAGGUGCGUUAGCUUUUCUCCGAUCAUGGAGCUUCUUGAUUCCAGAGUGGUAUCGGCGCAUUUUAGCCCGUCGUUGCCCCACUGGACUCCAGAGCGACGCCGUUGACGGCCGCGACCUCAGAGACCGCCGCCGGAGAUUAUUCCUGCAGAAAAAAAAAAAAUUGAACUUAUAACUAAUUUGCUUUUUCUUCUUCUU